GGUAUAUCAAACUGCUGCAAUUGUAUAAUUGCUCAAACGCAACUCUUUAAUCAGCCAAUGCGGCGUAUGUGUAAUAUUGCUAAUUAAAAGAGAGCAACCGACAUUUGAAGAGCUUAGUCAGUGGACGGCAAAGUCUCGUUGGUGUCUGGCAUGGAGGGUCAACUGCUGGCCACAGCGCGUCCCUAUCUGCAGUUCUUUUCGCUGAUCACGCUGAUGCCACCGCCCAGCAGCUAUGGAAGGGAUUCCGACCUUUGUCAGAGGCGGCUUUUGAUAUUCGCCUUUGGCUGCUACAGUUGUGGCGUCCUUCUGCUGGGCAUGUAUGUGACCUAUGUGAACAUAAUAACGCUUAACUUCGAAAUACGCAUAUUGGAGGUCGAGGAUUUCACAAGUGCCCUGGGCAUGGUGCAGAAGAUCUUCUACACAAUCCUGCUGGCCAUCAUACAUGUCAACAUGCUGCUCUAUUUUCGAAGACUGGGUCACAUUUAUAUGACUAUAGCUGCACUGGAGCUGGACUUGGAUGAUGCCUCCCAGUGCUUUGGUGGGCUAGUGAAGCAUACCAGAUUUCGUCAACGCUUGGCUCUUGUCAUCGGACUUUGGAUUAUGUUUCUGCUCAUUGCUUUUCCCAUCAUUACGGUUCCAGUAAUGACGGAGUACAUGAGCUGGUGCGACAAGAUUCUCACCGAGUUUUUAUUACUGGUGCUGCAAUUGAAAGGUGUGGAGUAUGUUUUGUUUGUGGUCUUAGUGCAGGAACUGCUGCUGCGUUUGCGCCACAUGCUUAUCUACCUGCAGCAGGAGUUGACCGACUGCAAUCAGCGCGACCUGCUCCAAGCCCUGUGCAUGGCACUCCUUCGCAACAAACAGCUGAUGGCGCGUGUUUGGAAGCUGGUCGGCGAACUGGAGACAUACUACCUGCUGCCUAUGUUAUGCCUGUUCCUGUACAAUGGACUGGCCAUGCUCCACAUCGUCAAUUGGGCUUACAUACAGGCGUUUAAUCCGAGCGAUUGUAGCAAUUGUCGUUUCUUGCGCGUUGGCAACUUGAUGCUUCUGCUUAUCAAUCUUUUGAUACCCUGCUGGCUUACCCAAAACUGCAUCGGCACAUACAACAGCUUUAAACGCAUUAUUCACAAUAUUCGCUGCGAUGGUGGUCACUAUUGUCAGCUUUACCAUUAUUUUGAUACAGUUCAAGCUGCAGGGCAUUGCCGAUGCAAAGAGGUAGAUUAUGCAGAAAAGCCAGCCAAAAGCUCACUGAAAGCCAUGCUGGAAUUAACAGUCUGUUAG
Molecule: messenger RNA, 1278 nt
Organism: Drosophila novamexicana
Lineage: Eukaryota; Metazoa; Arthropoda; Insecta; Diptera; Drosophilidae
Product: putative gustatory receptor 98b
Exons: 4
Coding region: 151-1278 (375 amino acids)
Biological process (GO): sensory perception of taste
Cellular component (GO): membrane
Source: RefSeq, a predicted model, not a curated record